AUGAACCAUGGAAAUGAAGAAUACAUAUCAGCAGUGGGUGAUCCAGGGAUGAGAAGAGAUGGGUUGAGAUUGGCAAUAGAGGCAUGGAAUCAGUGCAAUGAGGUUGGAGAUGAAGCUCCUAACAUGGGCAGCCCAAGAGCUGCUGAUUGCUUUGAUGUUUAUAGAGCUUUUCCAGAGUUAAAAAGUCAGUGCCCAAUUUAU
Molecule: messenger RNA, 201 nt
Organism: Ilex paraguariensis (yerba mate)
Lineage: Eukaryota; Viridiplantae; Streptophyta; Magnoliopsida; Aquifoliales; Aquifoliaceae
Source: the annotation of a GenBank genome assembly